AACUAAAGUUAAUGUGUCUGUGCAGUUAUAUAGCACUGUGACAUUACGUCAAGGAGAGAAGAAACAUUAUAAUAACAAGGUUGAUGUGUAUAGCUUUGGAAUUGUGUUAUGGGAAUUGUUAACAAAUCGCAUGCCAUUUGAAGGAAUGUCCAAUUUGCAGGCUGCUUAUGCUGCUGCUUUUAAGCAAGAGAGGCCUAAUCUUCCAGAGGAUAUAUCUCCUGAUCUUGCGUUUAUCGUACAGUCAUGCUGGGUUGAGGACCCCAACAUGAGGCCCAGCUUCAGCCAGAUCAUCCGCAUGCUCAAUGCUUUUCUCUUUACUCUCUCACCACCCUUGCCAUCCAUGUCAGAGUCUCUCACCAAUGAGGCAGCAGCAACAAGUAAUGGUACCAUGACGGAGUUCUCUGGUCGACAAAAAGGGAAGUUUGGCUUCCUCCGCCAACUGUUCAUGGCUAAGAGGACAAGGAACUUGCAAUGAGGGGGUAAAAUUUUGUAGCAGCUUUUUGUCCCAGCUGAAAGUUGGUAUUUAAUAGCAGCUAUGUUCUCUUAAUGUAUCUUG
Molecule: messenger RNA, 556 nt
Organism: Carica papaya (papaya)
Lineage: Eukaryota; Viridiplantae; Streptophyta; Magnoliopsida; Brassicales; Caricaceae
Source: RefSeq, a predicted model, not a curated record